AUGCCUGAAGAAGCCGUCCCCGAAGCCGCCGAGAAGGAGGCCGCCGCCGAGCGAGACACUCGCAUCACCUUCCACGAUGCCGACCACCCCCGCCUCGCGCGCGGCCGGUCCGACACGCGCGGCCGCGACGAGGGCUCCCGCUCGCGCUCGCGGCGCCGCUCCGUGAGCCGCGGCUCCAACAUGUCGCGCUCCGAGCUGCCGUCGUCGCCGUACACGGGCAUCCAGAUCGAGUACCGCACGCUGUCCAUCAACGUGGCCGAGUCGCGCGCCGUCGAGACGGAGCAGUCCUCCGCCGACGACGCCAAGACCGCGGCCGGGGCCAAGGGCGACAAGGCGGACGAGGACUACUUUGCCAACCUGUCCUACCACCAGCUGUCGACGGACCAGAUCACGCAGCAGCUCAACGUGUCGCGCACCGAGGGCCUGUCGGCGAGCGCGGCGGGGCACCGGCAGCAGCGCGAGGGCCGCAACACGCUGCCCAAGGCCAAGACCAACUACUGGAAGAAGGUGCUCGGCUACGUCUUUGGCGGCUUCUGCUCGGUGCUGUGGGUCGGCGUGGUCAUCUUCUUCAUCUGCUGGAAGCCGCUGAGCAACCCGCCGUCGCCGGUCAACCUGGCGCUGGCCAUCCUGGUCAUCAUCGUCAUCGCGCUGCAGGCGGGCUUCUCGGCCUUCCAGGACUGGUCCACGCAGCGGACGAUGAAGUCCAUCACGGACCUGCUGCCGUCCGAGGCGCUGGUGGUGCGCGACGGGCAGACGGUCAAGAUCUCGGCGGUCGAGCUGGUGGCGGGCGACAUCGUGCACCUGAGCAUCGGCAACAAGGUGCCGGCGGACCUGCGCAUCCUGAGCCACUCGGGCGACAUCCGCUUCGACCGGUCGGUGCUGACGGGCGAGUCAGACGAGAUCGAGGGCGCGGUCGACGUGACGGACGCGUCGUUCCUGGAGAGCCGCAACAUUGCGCUGAUGGGCACGCUGGUGGUCAACGGCAGCGGCGUGGGCGUCGUGGUGCUGACGGGCGCGCGGUCGGUCAUGGGCCGCAUCGCGAAAGCCACGGCGUCGACGGAGGAGCGGCCGACGCUGAUCCAGCGGGAGAUUUGGCGCUUCGUGCGCAUCAUCGUCGCGCUGACGGUCGUCCUCGCCCUGCUGAUCCUCUUCACCUGGCUCGGGUGGCUGCGGCGCGACCACCCGACGUACAUGAACGUCGUCGCCAUGCUCAACAACGUCAUGGGCUGCGUCGUCGCCUUCAUCCCCGAGGGCAUGCCCGUCGGCGUCGCGCUGACGCUCAUGAUGGUCGCCCGCCGCAUGAAGGCCGUCCACGUCCUGCCCAAGGGCCUGUCCACCGUCGAGACCCUCGGCUGCGUCAGCGUCAUCUGCUCCGACAAGACGGGCACGCUGACGCAGAACGAGAUGCACGUGAGCUCCUCGGCGUUUGUCGAUCGGCCCGUCCCGGUCUCCGAGAUCGUCGCCGACGUGGACGGGGACGAGCCGGACGCCUGCAACCGCAAGCUGAUGCAGGCCGCGCUGCUCUGCAACGAUGCCGUCUUCGAUCCCGCGACCGUCGCCCUGCCCGUUGCGGCCCGUCAGGUGCAGGGCAACGCGACCGAUGCGGCAGUGCUCAAGUUUGCCGCCUCGACGCCCCGCAGCGAGGCCAACGCCGCGAGGCUGCCGCGCGUCUUCCAGAUCCCCUUCAACUCCAAGAACAAGUACAUGGUGACGGUGCACAGCGAUGUCGAUGCCCCCGCCUCCACUGAGCUGCGCGUCUUCGUCAAGGGCGCGCCGGACGUGCUCCUCCCUGCGUGUACCGCGUACUGGUCGCGCGAGGCCAACGCCGUCCGUCCGCUCGACGCCGCGGCCAAGACGGCCUUCAAGGAGUACCAGGACAAGCUGUCUCGAAAUGCGGAGCGCGUCAUUGUCCUGUGCGAGAAGACCAUCACCCCCGCCAACGCGGUAAGCACCAACGCUUUCAGCGACGAGGUGGCUGCGGGCGUGAUGAGCGAGCUCACGGUGAUUGGCAUCCUCGGCAUCAUCGACCCGCCGCGUCCCGAGACGGCCGCUACCGUACGCGAGUGUCGCCGGGCGGGCGCCCGCUUCUUCAUGGUCACGGGCGACUACGGCCUGACCGCGGCGGCCAUUGCGCGCAACACGGGCAUCUUCACCGGCGAGCGCGACCCGGACACUAUCGACACCAUCCGCGCCGUCACCAACAACGACGGCAAGGAGGCGGCGGCGGCGGCGGGCAGCGCGGGCGCCGUGUCGUCGCAGCUGCGCGCCGAGCGGGCGGCCGGCGAGAUCACCAGCCUCCUCCUCGAGGGCCACUCCCUCAACGGCCUGUCCAACGACGACUGGGACGUCAUCUGCGAGUACGCCGAGAUCGUCUUCGCGCGCACCACGCCCGAGCAGAAGCUGCGCAUCGUCGAAGAGUUCCGCAAGCGCGACAACGUGGUGGCGGUGACGGGCGACGGCGUCAACGACGCGCCCGCCCUGCGCGCGGCCGACGUGGGCGUCGCCGUGGUCACCGGCAGCGACGUGGCCAUCGAGGCCGCCGACCUGGUCCUCCUCGACACGUUCGACUCCAUCAUCGAGGCCAUCCGCCUCGGCCGCCUCGUCUUCCAGAACCUGCAAAAGGUCAUCGCCUACCUGCUGCCCGCCGGCAGCUGGUCCGAGAUCUGGCCCGUGCUGCUCAACGUCUUCUUCGGCGUGCCCCUGCCGCUCUCCUCCUUCCUCAUGAUCAUCAUCUGCGUCUUCACCGACCUCUUCCUCUCCCUCUCCCUCAUCAUGGAGAAGGAGGAGUUUGACCUGCUCUCCCUCCCGCCGCGCGACCACAGGCGCGACCACCUCAUCAACCUCAAGAUCUACAUCCAGGCUUACCUCUUUACCGGCACCAUGGAGACGCUCUGCGCGCACAGCAUGUUCUUCCUGUACUACUGGCGGGCGGCGCGCAUCCCGGUCAGCGAAAUGUUCUUCCUGUUCGAGGGGUACGGCGCCGGCUUCCACGGGUACUCGGAGGAGGAGCUGGCGCGCUUCAACGCGGUCGGCCAGAGCGUCUACUUCGUCACGCUGGUCAUCCUGCAGUGGGGGAACAUCCUGUCGGUGCGCAACCGGAGGCUGAGCAUCUUCCAGGCGGAUCCCUUCACGGCGAAGCGCCGCAACCCGUGGCUGGUGGUGAGCAUCCUCAUCUCGCUGGCCAUCGCCGUCUUCGUGACGGAGGUGCCGGGCAUCCAGAGCCUGUUCGGCACCGCGUCGGUGCCGAUCGAGUUUUGGCUGAUCCCGCUGCCGCUGGCGCUGGGCAUCCUGGCCAUGGAUGAGAUUCGCAAGCUGGUUGUCCGCGUCUUCCCCGACGGGCCCAUUGCAAAGAUUGCCUGGUAA
Messenger RNA from Cordyceps fumosorosea ARSEF 2679, 3363 nucleotides. Its product is annotated as ATPase, P-type, transmembrane domain protein. The record is from RefSeq and is a predicted model, not a curated record. The coding region runs from base 1 to 3363 and encodes 1120 amino acids. Gene Ontology annotation, cellular component: membrane. Gene Ontology annotation, molecular function: ATP hydrolysis activity; ATP binding; P-type sodium:potassium-exchanging transporter activity. The transcript has a single exon. Lineage: Eukaryota; Fungi; Ascomycota; Sordariomycetes; Hypocreales; Cordycipitaceae. Gene Ontology annotation, biological process: intracellular sodium ion homeostasis; intracellular potassium ion homeostasis; sodium ion export across plasma membrane.